CAAUCUCUCCUGUCGUUUGACUUGUCCUGUAUCGCUGGACUUAUUGCCGACCUUUAUGCCUGUAACAUACGGGUUAGGGUUAACGGAGGAGAUGAAACUCGACUGUGUUUGUGUAACCAAUCAGGUCAAGCGGAAGGUUUCCCGGUCUUGUCUUGGCAUCGUGACCGCGCGUUUCAAUGUUUAAUUGCUUCGUCCCAAGACGCGUCUCGCCUGGCAACCACGAAGUCGCCGCCCCGCUCCGGAACGACAACAUUGACAGCUACAUCAUCCAUUUGUUUUAUAAUAUCUUCAGUGUUAAAUUGCCCAGAAAUGGCUCCCAUGAGGGAGAUCGCCGCUUCGGAUGAUGAGGAAAGCGAUUUCGACCACAUCGACGACCCGAUCGACGACGCCAUUGACGAGAUCCAAGACGCGCCCGCGCCCGCGCCCGCGCCUGUGCAGCCCAACGAAGCUCAAGAAGGGAACCAAAGUCACCAUGAUGUUAGCAACGUAUCGACAGACCUGUCCUUCUUCCAGCGCGUCUAUGACGAACAAAGAGCGGUCACGAUCGCAGGAACCUACAUCGGCACCAACAUCGCCACCCAAGGACACCAGCCUGCUCAAAAGAGCGAACAAUCCUCCUCGAUAACUGACCCGGUACCCGCCAGCCGUCGACCGCUUAAAAGAAAGAUAGGCGAUAAUAUCAUCGAUCUAACCGAGCUCACUCAGGUCACCACUCCUAGAAAAAGCGGCGACGGGAAAGGGAAGACCAGCGAAGGUGUAACCACGGGUGGUGUACUACAAGAAUCCGGUUCGGUACAACAGGCGGUACGAACAUACGGCAAGCACACACAACCAACUCCCGAACAGAAGGAAGAGAUACCGCGACAAUCAACAAUCGUACGAAUCGACCCCUACGAGUUCCCCGACGACGGAGACAAUGACUAUACAAUCCCUUCAAUCCCCAAGAAAAAGACAAAGACAACGGCGAAACGCGCUUCGCCAACCUCGACCAGCAGUCUUCCCGUGGCGAAUCCAAAUGCGACACCCGAUCACGAUGACAUCAGCUUCAUCCCACUACCCCCGUCCGAAAAUGCGCCUUCUUCCGUGGUCCAACUCCGUAGCUACCAGAAACCAAUAUCAAGCGAAGAGAAUGUCUCGACAGGCAGCUUGUCUGCCACUGCGCCGCAGCGCUUAUACAUCGCUCCUAGUACCCUUACGGCCAGCCAGAAAGAAGAAUAUAGGAUAGUCAGCUUGUCCACCCAGGGAACACAAGAUAACCUGGCCACACAAGACAUUUGGGCCACACAAGAAAACAUACCUCCAGAGUCUUCGCUACCUACUGUAUCGCCAUCAGAUCCGUAUCCACCCCAAAUGUUCGGAGAAGGACUACUAUAUGCCGGGGCCGGGACUGCGUACAAGUCGAGUGGCAUGACUACUGUUGCGCUCUCUCGUCUCAGCGAUUCCAUACGCGACAACGGUGAUGGUGCGCUGGAUGCCGCAGCGACAGCUAUGAUGACUCUAACAUCGGGUCUGGGAUCGGGUAGUUUAGAGAUGGGGACGCCGGCGAGAGUAAGAAAAACUUUUCCGGCCUCUUCUCCGGAUGUCAUUGGUGGAGCAUCGCCUGGAACGCGAAGAAGUGGGAGGAAGAGGAAGGCUAGUCAGUUCUUUGAGGAAGAUGCGACUCAGGAUACUAUCCCCUUGAGAAGUAGUCGGUUGGCAGAGAUUCGAGAGAUGAGUGCAGAGGAUAACGCCGAUUACGCUCCUGACGCAACGGAUACUCAUCAAGCGUCCGUAAUUCUCGGCAAUGAUCAGUUGCAGAAUGAACGAAUCACCGAGCAACCUACUGAUGCUACUGCGCCCAGCAGUACCAUCAAAAAGAAGAGAGGGCGAAAGAAGAAGGAACCUGUCCCAACGGUUACCGAGGAAGAGGUUUUUAUGGACAAUAGCUUUGAAGGUACCGAAUAUCAGCAACCAGAAGAGGCCCUUUCUGAGCCUGCGGAGCCUGAACAGCCACCACCAAAAAGAAGACGUGGUCGUCCACGAAAGUCUGACGUCGUCGCCACUCAAAAGGCCACCAAACAACCGACUCCAGCGCCCGAACCCGAUGAGGGAGACGAGCUAGCAUCACCCGCACCAACAACAGCCAGGAAAAGGGGUGCCACCGACACCAACACAAGGAAACGAAAAGCGUCUGCGCCUAUAGUCAUAGACGACAGCGAAAGUGAUGGAAACCUCUCCGAUCCACCGGAAGAGAUGUCAGAACCUGAAAAAGAAGCAGAAAGGGACCCCUUUGAAGCGGAGCUGGAAAUACCUCCAAGUGACGAGGACGAAGAGGAAGAGGAAGAACCUCCACGUAAACGUGGCCGGCCAGCAGCAACAGCAGCAGCGGCAACAGCGGCAUCAACAAAAGGAAAAAGAGGCAGGCCACCUAAAAACAAGGCGUUGCAGGAGGUCUCGGCCUCUUCUGCAAGGAAGAAUGGCCGCUCAAAGUCGAAGGUCCAGGCGGAGUCGGAAGGCGAUGAUCAAUAUCAAGACCUGAAAAAGGAUCUAGAAGAAGAAGGAAAUGAAGAAAGUAACAAGGGUACCCGGGAGGAAACCACUCCUGUCCCUGAGGCAAAGCCUCCUCCAUCUCCUGAAUCUGUUACGAAGGAAGAAAAGGAGGACAGGGACAGGGACAAGGACACGAAGAAGGAGAAAGAGAUUAUCAAGCCCACGAACUUUCUGUCAACGCAAGGCAAAGUCAAGUACAGAGUGGGACUGAGCAAGCGGUCGAGGGUGGCGUCGCUGUUGAAGGUUGUGCCGAGGAAGCAAUGAUGAUGAUGAGAGGAGCCGUCUAUCAGUCAUAAAUUGUUUGGUGAUAGUAUCUGCUUGUAUAUACAAGGCUGUCAUUCAUAACAAGCUUACACCACUGUAUCCAAUGAUAAUAAUGACUCACGCUAGGUAUCCUUCUUCCUACCUUACUUGGUUAUAUAACCAUCAUUUGAAUCCGAUCAUGACGGAGCAUACGUACUACCAACACCCUACCACCUCAGCUACACCUUACUAACAUUCACACCUGCCCCUUCCCAUUCCCAACCAUUCUGCUACAUCAGGUUAACAAGUCUUAAAAGAAAAAAAGAAGAAAGAUGUGCACCCACCACAUAACCCGCC
This is a messenger RNA of Neurospora tetraspora, 3129 nucleotides long. RefSeq lists its product as uncharacterized. Lineage: Eukaryota; Fungi; Ascomycota; Sordariomycetes; Sordariales; Sordariaceae. Bases 310 to 2793 code for a protein of 827 amino acids. The transcript has a single exon. Gene Ontology annotation, molecular function: DNA binding. The record is from RefSeq and is a predicted model, not a curated record.